UACAAGCUGACUGGGAGCUUUUCUGAAGUUGACUACUUACUCAGUACUUACUUACGUUGACUUCUCACUCACUGCAGUAUAUUGUGACAUUACGGAAUAGACUAUAUUGUAUAUGAAAAGAUGUAACGUUUCACACUCAUUGCUUAGGCUGUCAGUAAGGGGUUGAAACGAUACCUCUGUCGUAUACAAACACAAAGAAAGGCACAGGAUAGUCUACGUACGUCAGGAUUCUGUACAGCAAAGGUUACAUUUACAGACAACUUUCAAGGAAGAAAAAUGGAGAACGAGCAACAAGGAGCGAUUGGUGGUGAAGACACUGUCGAUGACAGGGUAAUGGAAGAAGGAGCGGUUCUUUUCAGGGGAUAUGUUGUUGAGAUGGUAAACAAUCAUGAUCCACAAAUUCACCUGGUUCCUGAAGAUCUGGGUGGGAGACCAAACGAAGGACAGGAACCUCAAGUGAAAGAAGUCGUUUCACAUUUACGGAAGAUUGCUGAUGAGUUGAACAGGAAUGCUGAGCUGGAGCGCCUCAUUGACAAUGUUGAGUUUGAUUCUGCCCAGGAUCUUUUCUUCACUGUGGCAAAGCAGAUUUUCUCUGAUGGCAUUAACUGGGGAAGAGUGGUUGCUCUUUUUCAUUUUGCUUACAAACUCAUAUAUAAGGCCCUGACCCAAAACCACAGAGACAUUAUUAGGAGGAUCAUUGGCUGGGUGUUACAGUUCAUCAGAGAAAAUGUUUCCUAUUGGAUAAGACAGCAAGGAGGAUGGGAAGGUGUGGUGAAGAGCGUGCUACGCUGGCAAAGUGUGACCAUCUUUGCUGCAGGUGUCCUCACUGGUGCACUGUUAUAUUGGAAGAUGGCCAGCUGAUCUCAUGGGUCAUAUCAAAACACAGUAAAGCAACUCAAAGUAUUUAUUACACUGUACUUUUAAGCAGGGAAACUAUCUGUGAAGAUAAAAGAUUGGAUAAGACUAAGGCCUAGAUUCAUAUUACUAAUACAUAUCUAACUCUAA
Molecule: messenger RNA, 1005 nt
Organism: Megalops cyprinoides (Indo-Pacific tarpon)
Lineage: Eukaryota; Metazoa; Chordata; Actinopteri; Elopiformes; Megalopidae
Exons: 6
Coding region: 277-861 (194 amino acids)
Biological process (GO): mitochondrial fusion; intrinsic apoptotic signaling pathway in response to DNA damage; extrinsic apoptotic signaling pathway in absence of ligand
Cellular component (GO): mitochondrial outer membrane
Molecular function (GO): channel activity; protein heterodimerization activity; protein homodimerization activity
Source: RefSeq, a predicted model, not a curated record